Molecule: messenger RNA, 1569 nt
Organism: Aspergillus ochraceoroseus IBT 24754
Lineage: Eukaryota; Fungi; Ascomycota; Eurotiomycetes; Eurotiales; Aspergillaceae
Product: T6SS phospholipase effector Tle1-like catalytic domain-containing protein
Exons: 3
Coding region: 1-1569 (522 amino acids)
Source: RefSeq, a predicted model, not a curated record
AUGACUUACCCGUGCGAGUGUUCGCCGACUCAAGAGCUGGUACUCUGUUUCGACGGGACAGGAAACACGUUUGUCCCCGAUGGCUCGGAGAGUAAUAUCCUGAAGAUCUUUGGCAUGCUUGAUCGCAACAAAGAAGACCGAUAUUGCUAUUAUCAACGUAUGAGCCCGAAAUUCAUCCUUAUGCUUUCGUUCCUUAAUGAGACAAUCUUCCCAGCUGGUAUUGGAACCGAUAUCACUCCGGGCGCCUUUGCCAACGUCGCGUUUCGCAAUCUCCCCACAAACAAGAUCCUAGACCAAGCCCUAGCAGCGUCGUUCGACCGACAUGUGAUCAAGGGAUACCGGUUUUUAGCGCGGCGCUGGAUCCCCGGCAGCCGGAUCUACCUCUUCGGGUUCUCUCGCGGGGCCUACACGGCGCGGUUUCUGAACGAGAUGCUGGACUUUGUCGGGCUCAUCUCAGCAGAUAACGAGGAAACGAUCCCGUCCGUGUGGCGCGCAUUUACGCGGUGGAAGUUUGCGCGUCCCGGCCCGGAACGAGAGGAAGCAAAGCGCUGUCUGGAACUGUGCCGGACCAGAAUGUGCCGGCCGAUUGGAUACGUGCAUUUCCUCGGUCUCUUCGACACCGUGAACAGCGUCGCCGAGUUCAACCGGUCGUACGACGGCUCGGAAAACGAAGACGACGGGACGAUUCUACCGAACCCCCGCAUCCUGCGGCACGCCGUCAGCAUCGACGAACGCCGCAUCAAAUUCCAGCCCGUGAUCUUUGAAAAGAUGCGGCCGUCGCGGGGGCCCACCGCCCGGCCCGGACGCAUAAGCACCUGGGCCGGCCGUGGAGACGAGAUGAUGACGGCCAAUCUGGCCCUCAGGGGGCGAUGCGGCGACGGGAGUGCUGCGGCCGAGCCGUCGCCCAACAUGAACCCGAACUUCGAGGAGGUGUAUUUCGCGGGCGACCACAGCGAUGUCGGAGGGGGGUGGCCGCCCCUGAACGGAAACCGAUACACCGCGAGCCAGAUCCCCCUGAUGUGGAUGGUCGAGGAGGCCCAGCGGGCCGGGCUGACGUUUGACCCUAAGCAGCUGCGAGAGCUCGGGUGUUUCGAGCCCCAGGAGGAGUCGCUCCACGUAGGUGUUGUGCAGGCCGCGGAGCAGGCGCCCCUGCAUGACUCCCUGCAGUAUGAAUCCGGGAACCUGGUGGAAACGCUCUUCUGGCGUGUGCUGGAGUGUCUGCCCUUCAAGCGACCCAAAGUGGCGCCGGAUGGGGCAGUGCGCAUGUCGCGAUGGCAUACCUGGGGAACGAGACGGCCACUGCCCCCCGGGGCUAAAAUCCACGCGAGUGUCCUUCGUCGUCUGCGGAAUGACCCGAAAUACCGCCCGUAUAACUUGGGACUAGGGAACCGGCCGAAAGAGAUCGAUGCAUCCGACGAGGAGCGUGACAUUGGCAAGUGGCAACAUAUCGAGCAUGCGGGCUUCUGUGACUACUACGUGCGCAUCAAGGAUGAAAGCACAAGCACCCAAAUGAGCAGCAUGAUUGACCAGGAGGAGAGCCAUUGUUUGGAUGUUCAUUUAUCAGUGUAG